AAAAAAGUCUUUAAUUUGUGUAACCUAACUAUAAAAAUUAGCAGUUAUGUCAAUCGGCAUCAAUGGCUUUGGCCGCAUAGGCCGCUUGUUCCUACGGGAGGCAAUCAGGCGACAAGAUGUACAAGUGGUGGCAAUUAACGAUCCAGCCAUGGAGCCCAAAUAUAUGGCUUAUAUGCUACGUUUCGACACGACGCAUGGCCCGUUCAAGAAGAAGAUUACCAUCGAUGGAAAGACUCUGAUGGUAAAUGGUCUAAAGAUAAACGUCACUAACGAAGCGGAUCCGAAAAAAAUAAACUGGAAAGAAAAUUCAGUCGAUACGGUGGUUGAAUGUACUGGUCGAUUUACCACACUGGCAACGGCCAAGGUGCAUCUAGACGCCGGUGCAAAGAAAGUGGUAAUCUCUGCACCGUCGUCGGAUGCGCCAAUGUUUGUGUGCGGCGUUAAUUUAGACCAGUACAAGCCAAACAUGAAGAUCAUAUCUAAUGCCUCUUGUACUACCAACUGCCUGGCACCGGUGGCCAAAGUGGUGCAUGAUAAUUUUGAAAUUGUGGAAGGCUUGAUGACAACAGUCCAUGCCUGCACAGCCACGCAAAAGAUUUUAGACGGACCAAGUGCUAAGGCGUGGCGCGAUGGUCGCAGCGGAAUGUGCAACAUAAUCCCCGCAAGCACAGGAGCUGCCAAGGCUGUGGGGAAGGUAAUACCUUCCUUGAAUGGUAAACUAACCGGUAUGGCUUUUCGUGUGCCCACGGCAAAUGUUUCCGUUGUCGACUUGACCUGCCGUUUGGGAUGUUCAGCUAAAAUGGAGCAGAUCAAGGCGGCUAUCAAGGAAGCUUCCAAGGGUGGAAUGAAAGGCAUAUUGGGCUACACAGAAGACUCUGUCGUCUCAUCAGACAUGAAUGGCUCACGCUAUGCCUCAGUGUUUGAUGCCAAUGCGUGCAUUGCACUUAAUGAUAAUUUUGUAAAGCUGAUUUCAUGGUAUGACAAUGAGACAGGCUACUCGUGUCGUUUACUCGAUUUAGUUUUAUAUUCGCAAAAGAUGGACAAAUGCUAAUAAAAGUAAAUGCAAGAACUUUUAGAGUC
Drosophila arizonae is the source of this 1080-nucleotide messenger RNA. RefSeq names its product glyceraldehyde-3-phosphate dehydrogenase 2. The record is from RefSeq and is a predicted model, not a curated record. Gene Ontology annotation, cellular component: cytosol. Lineage: Eukaryota; Metazoa; Arthropoda; Insecta; Diptera; Drosophilidae. Gene Ontology annotation, biological process: glucose metabolic process; glycolytic process. Gene Ontology annotation, molecular function: NAD binding; NADP binding; glyceraldehyde-3-phosphate dehydrogenase (NAD+) (phosphorylating) activity.